AUGUGGGCGUUAAACGUUCCCUGGGGCACCGAGUGCACGUUCGCGGCGCCGCGCGCGGCGUUCGACGACGGAUCGAUCGACAUCGUCCUCGUCCAAGCCGCGAGCCGUAAGAGCAUGCUCAAGCUCCUCCUCGAUUUCGAUUCCGGCCGCCACGUGAACCACCGCGCCGUGCGUUACUUCAAGGCGAAAUCCUUCGAACUCAUCCCUGGUCCGAGUUCGAGCGCCAAGUCCGGCGGAUACAUCGCCAUCGACGGCGAGGUCGCGGCGCGGCGGCACGACCCGUCGCCCGCCAUGUCGCCCUACGGCCCGCUUCGAUGCGACGUCCAUCGCGCCGAAGUUCGCGUCUUCGCCCCGACGCCCGCGAUCGAGUGA
Molecule: messenger RNA, 372 nt
Organism: Ostreococcus tauri
Lineage: Eukaryota; Viridiplantae; Chlorophyta; Mamiellophyceae; Mamiellales; Bathycoccaceae
Product: unnamed product
Exons: 1
Coding region: 1-372 (123 amino acids)
Biological process (GO): sphingosine biosynthetic process
Cellular component (GO): membrane; intracellular membrane-bounded organelle; cytoplasm
Source: RefSeq, a predicted model, not a curated record